Molecule: messenger RNA, 1553 nt
Organism: Myripristis murdjan (pinecone soldierfish)
Lineage: Eukaryota; Metazoa; Chordata; Actinopteri; Holocentriformes; Holocentridae
Product: zinc finger and SCAN domain-containing protein 12-like
Exons: 2
Coding region: 97-996 (299 amino acids)
Biological process (GO): regulation of gene expression
Cellular component (GO): nucleus
Source: RefSeq, a predicted model, not a curated record
GCAGCAGCAGCAGCAACAGUCAUGCGCGGAGCGGCGCUGACCCGGAAGCGGAGCAGGUAAACACACCAGGGUCGCUUCAUCCUCCUGCGGCGGAUCAUGUCGAAGAUCGAGAUGCUGCGGCUGCUGAUCACCGAGCGGCUCACGGCGGCCGCCGAGGAGAUCUUCGGGGUGUUCGGCCGAGCCCUGGCCGAGUACGAGGAGGAGAUCUCCCGCUCCAAGCUGGAGAUCGACCGGCAGCGCAGACUGCUGGACCUGACGGUGCAGCCGCGGGUGGAGCUCCGCGGCGCAGCUCUGCUCGAGCAGCAGGAGUGGAGCUCCGGUCUGGAGCUGGAGCCGCCGCCGCCGCCUCGCAUCAAAGAGGAAGAGGAGGAGCUGUGGACCGGCAACGAGGAAGGCCAGCAGGACGACGGCAUCAUCAAGUUCACCGUCUUCCAGACCGCGAGCGCCGAGCAGGACCAGGUUUCCCCCGUGAUCCCCAGCUACCGGAGCCAGUGUCUGGACGGCAGGAAGCUCGACCCCCAGCCCGGCACCUCGGCGCCGCCGCCGCCUCACACGGAGCCCGUCGAGGAAGUCUCCGGAGGCUCCGACACGGCCGGUAACGACCAGCUCGCCUUCUCGGACUGCGGCGAAGCCACCGCCUCGCCGUCGGAGGAGGCCGGCUCGUACACCUGCAGCGUCUGCGGCAAGGUGUUCGUGCAGCGCGGCUUCUGGGCGCGGCACGUCCGGCUGCACCUGCUGGGCGGCCGCACGGUCGACAAGUCGUACCGCUGCGACAUCUGCGGCAAGAGGCUGACGCGGCUCGACGGCUUCCAGAAGCACCUGCGGGUGCACACGGGCGAGAAGCCGUACAGCUGCGGCGAGUGCGGCAAGAGGUUCAGCGACAACUCCAACUACAAGCGGCACAUCCGCACGCACACGGGCACGAGGGCGCACCGCGGCCGGGGCUGCCGCAAGCCUCUGGGCUCGGCGUUGCUCCGCGGCAACACAGACGUUUGAUUCGUCCAAACCGUGACAGUGAAACUACCUGAAACCAAUGAGACCGUUCAAACUGAAUUACAGGAACUCUGAUCUGAUAUCAUUUAAAAUCACAUGCAAAUGUGGUCUGAACCUGAUUUGGGAAAAAAGUAAUGUGUUUUUUUUUGUUUUUGGUGCCGUUCAUACUGCAAAAAAAUCUGUGUGGCUCAAAUCAGAGACGUGGAAAAAUGGGCUUUGAGCUUUGAGCAGGAACAGGAUGAAACCCGACGUGCCUUAACGGGAAAACCUGACAACAACCUCUGGUCACAGCCGCUCGUUCGAUUUGGAUUUGGAGCGCUGAAUGUUUCUCUGUUAAUAUUAAAUUUAAUUUUAAUGCACAAUUUGACGUUUUUUUUUCUAUGCUAACAUGUAAACGCACCCUCAGUGAAAUCCUGUGAAAUCCUUCGUCUCCCUCCCGUUUCAGAAAUAAAAACCUCUGUGUGGCAAAAAGGCCAAAAAAAAAAAAAAAAAAAAAAUCAGGAGUUUUGCAGUUUUGACAUGUUCCUCAGGGUUUUUAGAAACAUCUUUGCUGACGAUGC